Messenger RNA from Trypanosoma rangeli, 1122 nucleotides. RefSeq lists its product as uncharacterized. Lineage: Eukaryota; Euglenozoa; Kinetoplastea; Trypanosomatida; Trypanosomatidae. The record is from RefSeq and is a predicted model, not a curated record. The transcript has a single exon. Gene Ontology annotation, molecular function: protein binding. Bases 1 to 1122 code for a protein of 373 amino acids.
AUGCAGGAGGAGGCGGUGCGGGCUGCGCUGGAGAGCGGUGCAUGGCGCGAGAAGAAAGACCCAAAGUCCGGCAGGACUUACUACACCAAUGCACAGACACGCGUCUCGGUCUGGAACCUCGCAAAGGAGCUUGCCAAGCCGCAGCAACGGCAGACCUCCGCGGAGGAGGCUACCUUGAGCAAACUGAAGAGUCUACAGAGCCUGGGGGAUGAACGGAAGGCGCAGGCGAAGCAGUGGCAGGCGGAGGAGGAGGCGCUGAUGCAACUUGUGACGGAGCUGGAGCGGGAGAAGGCACAGCUCGAGAGUGAGAUCACAAUCAUGCGGGGACCGACAGAGGCGGAGGCAGCGGCUCUACAGGAGGAGCAAAAACGGCUGCAGGACGCAAAGCAGAGCUUUGAAGUUGUUGUAUCGGAGGAGCUGCGAAAGCAGGAGGAAAAAACGGCGGAAUUGCAUCAACUUCAGGCCCGAUUGGUAACACUACGGCAGGAGCGGCAGGAGGAGCUGGAGGUGUUUGAGUCGUUGAGUAAACGACUGGGGAAGCUUCGCGAGGAGCAUGCGGAGGUACUGACAGAUCUGCGGCACGAGGAGGCGGUUGAAGAAUCAUUGCAGGAUGAACUGCAGCGUGAGGAGCGGGAGUUAGAGGACGCGUUGCGUGAGGAGGCGCGCCUGAAGGAGUUUCUGAAGCUGCGGGAAGACGAGGUGGACCGCAUGAAGGCCGAGUUAAAGUCUGUUUGCCAGCGAAGGGCGGCGCAGCAGCAGCAGUACCAGCGACUGGUGGAGGAGGUCGCAGGGGGUGAGAUGGAAGCAGCAGAGGACACGGUAGGGGAGCCUUCGGGGUCCUCAUCGCUGCGGCCUUGUCACUUGCAGCGUGAGGUGGCAACGCAAAAAAGGAACCUGCAGCGUCUAAGGAAGCAGCAACAUCUCGGGACGGAGGCGGAGUGGAUGGAUGCGGAAAGCGCCGAGUUGCGGCGCUUCACAGCCUUGACGGAGCGUGAGGUGCAACGACUUGCUCAAUUCUCACGUGAAUUGAGUGAUCAGACGCGAGCAGUUACGCCACUGCUGGAGGCCAUCAAACGUGAAGUGCGACAGCUGGAGGAGGAGGAGGAACAGCAGUGGAAGUAA